Molecule: messenger RNA, 1044 nt
Organism: Mollisia scopiformis
Lineage: Eukaryota; Fungi; Ascomycota; Leotiomycetes; Helotiales; Mollisiaceae
Product: Aldo/keto reductase
Exons: 3
Coding region: 1-1044 (347 amino acids)
Cellular component (GO): cytosol
Molecular function (GO): aldose reductase (NADPH) activity
Source: RefSeq, a predicted model, not a curated record
AUGUAUUUCUCAACGAUCCUGCUCGCCGUGACAGCCGCCGUCUCCCCCACUUUAGCCCAAACACAACAACCAAUUAUCGUCCCGCAAGAAACAAUCUCACAGCCACUCCUAGGUUUCGGAACAUGGAACCUCAAGGUCUCACCAGAGAACACUUCAGCUGUUGUCUCGCUCGCAAUUCAGACUGGAUACCGACAGAUUGAUUGCGCAGCAAUUUAUGGCAAUGAAAAAGCGGUUGGAAAAGGUAUUGCUGACGGGUUGGAGAAAGCGAAGUUGAACAGGAACGAGAUUUGGGUUACGAGUAAGCUUUGGAAUGACCAUCACGGGGAUUAUGAGACGGUUGAAGAAGCGUUAAAUCAGACAUUGAAGGAUCUUGGACUUGAAUAUGUUGACCUGUAUCUCAUGCACUGGCCAGUCACGACCUCGUCCAAGGAACCCAAGUUGGAUUAUGUCAAGACCUGGAAAUCUAUGGCCAAUCUUCCAAAAGCCAAGGUCUUGAAUGUCGGAGUCUCAAACUUCUCCCCAGAACAACUUCGCCACCUGGUCACAGAGACUGGCAUUAAGCCAGCAGUACAUCAGAUGGAGAUGCACCCCUAUCUCCAACAGACAUCCUGGCUCGCAACUCAUCAAGCACUAGGAAUAUCCGUAACCGCUUACUCACCUCUCGGGAAUUCCAACCCCACUUAUGACCCUUCCUCCACAUGUUCCAAGACAUCACUGCUCUCGUUCCUCUCCUCCCUCUUUACGGGAGACAAGCAAACACCCCCGCCACUCCUCAAAAAUCCAACAAUUCAAGCUAUCGCGGAUCGCCGAAAGUGUACCACUGCUCAAGUAGCGCUCUCGUGGGGUAUGGGACGUGGAACAAGCGUCAUUCCAAAGAGCAAACACGAGAAAUGGAUCGUGGAGAAUUAUGAGAGUUUGAAGUGUGAGUUGGGAGUGGUGGAUUUGGUGGAGUUAAAGAAGGUUGGUGUGGAUUGGACGACUAGGUACAACAACCCAAGUAAGGGCUGGGGAGUCAAGUUGUUUGAGGGUUUGGAAGAUGCUUGA